GUGUGUGUGUAGUGUAGUGUGUGCGAGAAAGAGUGAGUGCGUGUGUGAGUGAGUGGGCAUGUGUUUGUGUGUAGCCAGUGUGUGCGUAUGUAUUAAAUAGUUCGGACCAGAGCAAUAAUAGAAGACUCUCGAUCAAGUCGCCACUGAACUCUAAACCAAACGAUUGGUAAGCAAACUUCUUACCACACAGCCAUUCCAGAGUCUAUUAAUUAUAUUAUUUCUUGCAUAACAAAUUUGAUGAGUAUCUCCUACUAUCCUGGUUUUAUCGAACACAUUUUCACGCAGCAGGCUGGUUGAAGUAUUUUCUAGUACGCUUUAAGAAUCAACCACGUUUGCUGUCAUCUUUUGACUCUUAACAGAAAUCAAUAGUCCACAUUCCGUAUUAUGGUGUAUCUGUUAUUCUGCCACUUUGGAGGCAAGUAUUUCCGGGUACCACGUUUGUAAGCAACAUAUACAUAUCGUCUUCGCUUGCAUGGUGAUUUCAACUAUUGGCCCUCUCCACAUAAUAAUUAGUCGAUGUGUUGUGUUUCUAGUGAUUGCUAAUUGUUAAUGUCUGUAUAAUUAUGUAUUCCUUUCCAACUGGAUUAAAAUUUACACGCUUGCCUGGCUGAAAUUCAGUGCAGAAGUACUUUAUUUUUAUUUUCGUUUUUAUUUAUCUAUUUUUAUUUUUCGUUCAUUCGAGACUUGUCCAACGAGAUAUAUUUGCGUGUUGCUUUCAUUCAAGCAAAAAGCAUUUGAAAACAAAAAAAAAACAAAUGAAAAACAACAGACCGAACUAAAUUCCUUUACAUCUAAUCUACUCUUCAUAAUCUUGGAUUUCGAUGAUUCUGGUUGCUUUACCAUGCCGGAGGAUAACACAUUGAUGCUACUUGAAGACAUUUACCGUCGAGGGUAUAGGAAAACUUAUAAAAAAAGAGAAGAAGAAAGAAUAUGGAUACUAGAAAACAUAAAGAUGAGAAAAUGUAAGACGUUCGUCCCCAAAUCUGAUAAUGUAUGUCACUGUGGGUAUGAUAUAGAACAACAUGAAAAGCAAACACAUCACCCUUUUAAAUGGGAAGAAGAAACAGACACUGAAUUGUUGCCAACAAAUGCAUUUGGUGAAGUGGAAUUUCGAGGAUUUGGUCAGAAAAUUGGAAAGUUUGUCCGUGUGGAUCAUAAAACACCGAUGGAAACAAUUAUUAAAUUGAUAACAACUCAAUGGAAUUUGUCAUUACCAAACCUGCUUAUUUCUGUGACCGGAGGGGCAAAAAACUUCCAGAUGAAGCCACGACUUAAAGAAGUAUUCAGGCGUGGGUUAGUAAAAGUUGCAAGAAGUACAGGUGCCUGGGUUACGAGUGCAGGAUUACAUGCUGGAGUGAUGAAGCAUGUUGGAGAAGCUAUUCGGGAUUAUGGAUUUGUAUUAUCUGGCAAGGAUAAGGUGGUGGCAAUAGGCAUUGCACCAUGGGGUUGUGUCCAGAAAAAAGAAUUAUUAGAGAAUACAAACGGAUCUUGGCCAGCUGAAUAUCAUGUUAUAAAUGAUCAUAGCAAAAGAGUGAGCCCCUUGGAUCCUAAUCACUCACAUUUCAUCCUUGUUGAUAAUGGUACUCAGCAUACUUUUGGAACAGAAAUUGAAUUCCGAACUCAGUUGGAAAAGACCAUUGCAAGUAAAAAUAUCCGAGAGACAGAAAAGGUCAAGAUUCCAGCUGUUGUAGUAAUGGUUGAAGGUGGACCUGGAACUCUGAAGACAGUCUUUAGUUCAACUUCAUGCCAUACUCCAGUUAUUGUAGUAAAGGGAUCUGGUCGGGCAGCUGACAUUAUGGCUUACGCUUACCAAACGGCAUUCAAGAAUGUAGAAGAGGAAAAUGACAAAGAUAUAACUGAUGGAUCACUACCAGAUGAGCUAAAAGAUGCAAUCAGAAAAAAAAUCAUUCAAGAAUUUGGCAAUAAUUCGAAUAUAAAUGAUUUGCUCAAAUAUGUCUGUGGUUCCCUUGAUCAUCCAAAUUUAGUGACAGUUUUUGAAAUGGAUUCUAAGGAUUCAGUUCGAGAUAUUGACAUGGCAAUCUUGAAGGCUCUUCUCAAAGCAAAUGACAAGAAAGUAGAAAAUUUGAGGCUUACACUGGAAUGGAACAGAAGUGAUAUUGCAAAGAGUGAAAUAUUUACGGAUGAAACUCUUUGGCCAACUGGCUCAUUGGAUAAUCUUAUGUCAUUUGCCCUCCAUGAAGAUCGUGUUGACUUUGUCAAACUUUUCAUGGAAUAUGGAGUUACUUUGAAGAAAUUCUUAACCAGAGACUGUCUUAAAGAAUUAUAUAACAGAAUUCCCAAAAACUCCUGGUUAUACAGUCUGUUUGAAUUAGCCACCAAGAAGGAAAAAGAAUCUCUCGACCUGAAUGAUGUUGCUCAGCUCAUCAAUUUCCUGAUGGACGACGACUAUUUUGAGUACAGUUAUGAAACAAACAGUCCAGAAUUCAAUUAUCCUGCAAAUGAAUUGUUUCUAUGGUCAGUUCUUUUAAACCGGCAAGAAAUGGCAUUUCUGUUUUGGAAAGAAGGAAUGGAGGCUUUACCAUCUGCUUUAGUCGCAAAUAAAUUGCUCAAGUCCUUGAAACUCCGGUCUAAAGAUUAUGACCAAAAGAUCAAACUUCAGGAACAUGCUGAUCUUUUUGAAGAACGUGCCAUUGGAGUUUUGACUGAAUGUUACUCUUCCGAUGAAAAAAUGGCAUUAGACUUACUAGUGCAAGAACGGCAAAACUGGAGCAACGCCACAUGUAUGCUUAUAGCAGUAAAUGCAGACAAUAAGAAAUUUAUCUCUCAUGCUGCUUGCCAAUCUCUACUGAACAAUAUCUGGAUGGGAGAAAUGAAAGAUAAUAACAGCAGCUGGAUGUUGAUACUCUGUACAUUGUGUCCAUUGUUUAUAUUUCUGAUAAAGUUUGACGACAAUAACAUGUGUACCUCAUCAGAAGAAACCAACAAAGACAAUCAGGUCUAUUAUAAAAGAACUAAAGAACCAAUACCUGAGUCUGCUUCUUUGUUAUGCCAUCCUUCUAAGCAUAAACCCAGGAAUACAUGUUCCAAGAUGUUCAGUAGACUCCUGUUAUUCUAUAACACUCCUGUCAUAACAUUUUUUGGAAAUUUGAUAUUUUACAUGAUCUUCCUUGGCAUUUAUAGCUACGUCGUACUUGUUGAACUUGAACAGCAUAUUUCUGUUCUUGAAUGGCUUCUUCUUGUGUGGGUGAUUGGAAUAUUUACAGAAGAAGUUCACCAGAUUUCCAUCAGAAGCUGGAUGUUAACCAAAAGUUCUCCAUCUCUUUGGAUAAAACUUGUUAAUUACAUCUCCGAUAUUUGGAACAUAGUUGAUGUUAUAACGAUCAUCUUGUUCAUCAUUGGAAUCAUUCUUCGCCACCUGCACUAUUCUGAUACUGCCAGAGUAGUGCUCAGUUUAAAUUUGAUUUCCUUUUACUUCCGUGUUCUUCAUAUGUUUUCCAUUCACCAAGAACUUGGUCCAAAGCUUGUAAUGAUUAAGAAAAUGAUGCAAGACCUUGGAUAUUUCUUCAUGAUCCUGUUUGUUUUCAUGGUUGCCUAUGGUAUUGCCACCCAGUCAAUUCUCCAUCCAAGCACACCAAUGUCAUAUGAUCUAUUUAGAGGAGUUUUUAAAAAAGCAUAUUUUCAGAUGUACGGAGAACUUUUUCUUGAAGAAUAUGAUGAAACUAAUUGUAAUAAUGUAUCUGGCAAAUGUCCCUCAACAAUUGGUACAUACAUCGCACCAAUUUUGAUGUGUUUAUAUAUUUUGCUAACGAAUAUUCUUCUUCUCAAUUUACUCAUUGCCAUGUUCAGCUGCACAUUCCAAAAUGUGCAGGUAAAUACAGACCUUCACUGGCACUUCCAAAGAUACAGCCUGAUCUUUGAGUUUUACACUCGACCCCCUCUUCCUCCUCCACUCAUUCUCUUGAAUAACAUCUAUCUCCUUUUUCGGUACCUUUACAAAAAAAAAAGACAUUUACCAUACAAGAAAAAAUCUGGAUUUAGAGAAAAAUUUGACAAAAAUGAUGAGAAACGUCUGAUUCACUGGGAAGAUGAGAUGGCAGACUCUUAUUUAUCAAAGAAAGAGAAAUAUGAUAGUAAUAGCAUGUAUGAGAAAGUAAUUUCAUCUUCAAAUCGAAUUGACCAAUUAACGCUGAAAGUAGAAGAAUUACAACACCAAUUGCAAUAUUCUAAAUAUGAAAAUUCACAGAAUGCUUUCCCUAAAAUUUUGUCUCCAAAAUCUGUAAUGGAAAUUUCUAAAGAUGUCAGCACUUCAAAUCAGAAGCUACAAAAAAUUGAAGAAAAGAUGAAUGAUAUUGAUACAUCACUGACUUGGAUAAAAGAAAAACUUAAAGGAGAAAAUCAUCAAGCAGAGAUUUCCUGUUGAAAUGCUGGCUGAAGAUGUAUGAAAUUGUCUAUAUUUCUUUCUACCAACAAUGUAAUAAAUAUUUAAUAGACAAAAGUAUUGGGAAGUUAUUAAUUAUAAUGAACCAGACACAGCAGUAACAAGAACAGCAGUUGUAGUCCUAAUGGAUGCAAACAAUAGUUAUAUUAGGUGGGUCAUACAAGUGACAUCAUGUAUAAAAACUGUAUUUAUAUAUAAGCGUAUGCAUCUGUCCUGUAGCUAUUGGAAUAAUAGAGCUGGUGGAAAGACAAGUGAAAGAGAAGGAGGCAGCUUGAAUGAGGUGAGAGAGAGAGAGAGAAAGAAAGAAAGACAGACAAGGAGAGAGAAUAAAGAGACAAUCUGGUUUUCCUUGGAAUUU
Octopus sinensis (East Asian common octopus) is the source of this 4757-nucleotide messenger RNA. Its product is annotated as transient receptor potential cation channel subfamily M member-like 2. The coding region runs from base 842 to 4381 and encodes 1179 amino acids. The record is from RefSeq and is a predicted model, not a curated record. NCBI's taxonomy places the organism in Eukaryota, Metazoa, Mollusca, Cephalopoda, Octopoda, Octopodidae. Gene Ontology annotation, cellular component: membrane. Gene Ontology annotation, biological process: calcium ion transmembrane transport. The transcript has 29 exons. Gene Ontology annotation, molecular function: ligand-gated calcium channel activity.